GGAAGGCUUGUGAGUUGUGUUGAAAUUUGAAAAAAUAGAAACAUUUUGUAAAUAAAGUGCACGUGUUGGAAAUAUUUAGUUUAACAUCAAAUUAAAACCAUUUCUAGCCAUGCCUAAACCCGUGAAAGAGGAGAAACCACGGGUCUUAAUGGAGGAGUUCAGAGUCAAAAAUGCCCCCGACGAUUUCGGUAUGGCAGACGAGAAGUGGAAUUUCAAGAAGUUUGCUAAGAAAUUUCGUAUAAAUAUCAUUCGUAUGGAUAACUUGGAGAUGGAGUUUGAUUUGAUCGGUAUACAACCUGCCUUCGCCAAUGCAUUUCGGAGGUUGAUGCUGAGCGAGGUCCCCAGCAUGGCCAUCGAGAAGGUUAUGAUAAAGAAUAACACUUCUAUCAUCCAAGAUGAAGUACUCGCUCAUAGAUUGGGACUCAUACCACUAAAAGCCGACCCUCGUCUAUUUGAAUAUCGUCCUGAAGAUGCUACAGAAGGAACUGAAUUCGACACACUGGAGUAUUCUUUGAAAGUUAAAUGUGUUAAUAAUAAAACACAACCUAAAGACUCAUUCAGAACAGAAGAUUUGUAUGAGAAUCACAGUGUUUACUCCUCACAAAUAAAAUGGCACCCCAUUGGGAACCAAGCCUCAGUUCACAAGGAAGCUGACGUUGGACCGGUGCAUGGUGAUAUUCUUAUAUCCAAAAUGAGGCCUGGUCACGAAUUAGACUUGCAUCUUGUUGCCGUCAAAGGUAUAGGAAAAGACCAUGCAAAGUUUUCGCCAGUUGCAACUGCAUCCUACAGAUUGCUGCCAGAUAUACAGUUGACACGAAAAAUUGAUGGAGGUGAUGCUACAUUGCUUCAAAGCUGUUUCUCACCGGGAGUAAUAGGAAUUGACUCUGAGGGACGAGCCUUUGUUAGAGAUGCCAGAUAUGACAUUUGCAGUAGAAAUGUUUAUAGAUAUGAAAGCAUCAAAGAUGCAGUUGUGUUGAGCAGGAUAAGAGAUCACUUUAUUUUUAAUGUGGAAUCUGUGGGAGCUAUGCCAGCAAGUGUGAUAUUUGUUGAAGCUGUUAAGGUUCUUAGAAAUAAGUGUAAAUCAUUACUAGACGAACUAAAUGAACUUUGAAAAGCAAAUUAAAUAAUUAGGCAAUGCCCUUUUAA
Molecule: messenger RNA, 1146 nt
Organism: Aricia agestis (brown argus)
Lineage: Eukaryota; Metazoa; Arthropoda; Insecta; Lepidoptera; Lycaenidae
Gene: Polr1C
Product: DNA-directed RNA polymerases I and III subunit RPAC1
Exons: 6
Coding region: 110-1111 (333 amino acids)
Biological process (GO): DNA-templated transcription
Cellular component (GO): RNA polymerase I complex; RNA polymerase III complex
Molecular function (GO): protein dimerization activity; DNA binding
Source: RefSeq, a predicted model, not a curated record